This is a messenger RNA of Amoebophrya sp. A120, 3867 nucleotides long. Lineage: Eukaryota; Dinophyceae; Syndiniales; Amoebophryaceae. The record is from the annotation of a GenBank genome assembly.
GUUUUCAUGGUGCCGAGGAAGAGGUACUUACUAGGGUCGUCGUUACGAGCAGGUCGGUGGACUCCUCUUUAUACAUAUACUAUAACACACUCUGGUACCACUAUUUUUGCGUACAUUGUUCGCCGUUGAAGAUGUAGUAGACUGCGUAGCCGUUGGUGCGAUGUUGGCUGAGGGCGAUUAGAGGAACUGCAACAGAAAAUGCAGCCGCUCCCUUCCUUGUCGCUGCGCGACUGCCUCGAUGAGGUUUCACUCGUCCACCGGCGCAGGAACAGCGAACACCCCGUGACGAAAGGCUACUGAAAGGGGCACGACGGCUGAGCGGCCAAAAGCGACCAGGAUAAUUUUCAUCGUCUUUUCGAGCACAGCAUUGCUAUUGCUUACAACAGUAGGACGACGAGGAGAGAAGAACGAUGCAGAAGUAUCGUUCCUGCACCACAUCCAGUGCAAUGAUUGCAAGACGAAGCUGCCGGCCAGUCACAGGCAAAGGCAAAGGGCGCGGAGCUCGUGUAGGAAGCACGAAGAUUGCGCUAUCAGCUUCAGCAAUGAUCACCCGCCUUACAGCAGCCGUAUUUGCGACCAGUUCCGGCGUGCUUUGGACCUUUUGGUCCGCGGCAGGUUUCUCAUUUGCGGCCGCAACGCCUGACAUCAGCGAGUACCUGAUUUUGUCGCAACCGCGCGAGCGUGCGCUGUCUUACCUGCACCUCUCUUCGAAGUCAGAUGACAAUGCGGUGGAGUUAAAACCUUUGGUGAGAGCCGGCCUCGUCACUCCGACCGCGGUAUCACACAGAAAAGAACUAGCGCCAGUGUUGCAUAUCAUAUUCGUGAUGCGAAAACUUAUCUAUCAUACCCUAAAAAUGAAAAUUUGUCUCCGUUUCGCAGGUGAGUGCUCCGGGUGCCCCCAUCAUGACAUCAAGUAUGAUAAUUCAGUUGAUAUUAUGCUAGCUUUUUUCUCCGUGGUAUUUAGUCGUCGUCGACCCGGACCGCAUGCGGCUGUUUGUGGCGGACAGCGGGCUUGGGAAGAUCGUGUACUACAACCUAGCGGAGCUCCAGGCAGGGAAGUUGAUUUAUGGCGUUCUCAAGUGCUACAUUGAUCGCCGUUGUAUAAUUUCAUCGGCUGGAUUUUUUCUUGUAGAGCCUCUAGUGUCAAAAUCAACAUAAUCUUCAAGCUGGCUCUCGUGACUUAGUACCAGCUUGCGACGCGGUUAAUAACAUGCAAAUGUGCGCUGCCACCGCCAGAUUUGUCAUGCAGGAAGCACGAUCUUGUCGUUGUCCGGGACCGGGAUUUUCCACUCUGUGCCUGUCCCUGUGCCAUUCUUGCUUCCAAAAUUCACGUAAAAACCUUUGAGAAUGCCAUACGAUCACUGAUGGGCAUCAGAACCUGGCGGUGGACUCCGUCGAGGCCGACGGCAUUGCAGUAUCCAAAGAGGGAGACCUCUACUUCGACGGGAAGCUGCUGCUGCCCCCGCCCGACGCGAUGGCGGCGAAAGCGGUGUUCUUGCAGCCGCGCGCCGCCUUUGAGAGUGCGCGCUUCUUCAACCCAACCCUGCUGUACGACGCCGGGUUUGCCGGCGCGAGCCGGCUGGCCGCCCCCGGACCCCUGGCAGUGGACGUAUCCGAGUGCACAAUUAGUCAACUUACUACCCUGUCUCCGCCCUCUUCACGGAUUUGCUUUACACUGAACACUGACUUUAGACUUCAAUGACGAGUCGGUUCUUUUUAUUUAUGCAGGUCGGAUAAAUCUAAAUGCGUCUCUAAUGUUGUACUUGUAUAACAAUGAUUGUUUUGGUAAAUAAAUUGAAUUCGAACAUGAUUUCCGAUCAUCAGACGGCUAAAUCGACUCUCGAACGCCUUUUUGUUUCGGCCCGGGUUGUGGUUGUGUUGGCAGAGCCAGAGGCUAAAUCUGUUUCUUCAAGCCGGCCCGCCAGAAUUAGGAUAUUAGCGGCACUACUGCUACAUAGCUGCUUCACGUUGCAGAAAGGAUGACUGAGACUGCAUCUGCCAAUGCUUCCGUAAUAUUCGUGGUAAACGUUCUUCGCACUGUGAAAUUAUGAGGACGAAUGCAAGUCGGACCGGGAGCUGUUGUUGUUCUGUUCGCACUCUCAUAGCACACCAACCACGUUUACUGGGGCAACGCGGCCGCCGGCGGCGAUGGCGCCAAUCCGACCGUUGUGCGGGGACCCCUUGUUCCUGCGCACGCCGCGCCGAAGCCGGCCCCGAAACUGGACUCGCACCGGACUUCGGAGGCGACCUACGGGUGGGGUGAUGCGCAGGCCGUGCGCGAAACAGAUUUUUUGGCCCGCCCAGCGGCGGCCGACGAGAUGAAAUCAGCACCUGAAGAAGGUGUGAAAGUCGCGCUGCUCAGCACCAGUGCGGACACGGCACACAUUCUCCCCGAGCCCCUGGCCGGGGAGAGUGCCGCAUUAUUCGAAGUGGCCAACACGACGAAUGGCGUACACGCACUGUGUCUCUCCGCCAAGAACGUUUUCUUCGCGUCUGGAGAGACCGUGUUUGUCUCCCCCAAGGGACAGAAAUACCCCCGCUGCGACUGGUUUAACCCGAACUCCUGCUUGCCCGUCACCAAAGAUGCCGUGAAGCCGGAAAGUCUGCUUUGGGACGGCGACGGCAGCGUGUACGUAGUCGACUCCCACAAACCCACCAAGGACGGCAUGGGAGGGGUCUUUAAGAUUCCCGCAGGAGAUACUCGGGCGCACAAGUACGAAACGGAAUAGUUGUACGCAGUCUGGCGGUGACUCCACCCUGUUGUAGUCGUCCGAUAUGUGGUGAAGACUUUGUCUCUUGCAAGGCUUCCGUACCCAGCGAGGCACCGACCUGUAAUUUUCAGCAUGUUGGUCAUCAGACAUAGAAUAGAAGUAGACUAAAAAAGCAGAUAUAGUUAAAGUAAGUAUACAACGAGCAUAUGAAACUACAAUGAAACUACUACACUCACAGUGCGCGUUUAGGGUGCAGUGUUGUGCUGGUUCAGGGGUCGUGUACCUUCUAGUAGAUGUAGUUCAUUGAUGUAGUAUCCACGCUAGCGCUACCAGAUAAAACGAGUGCGAGAUUGAGAUUUAAGACUUGACACGGUCACGGUCUCACUUCACUCUCACAGGGAGCAUAUUACUUUGAUUGCGCCGCAAAGUCACCGCCAGCUUCAGAUGUAUAAAAACAUGGAGUACAUACAGCACGUCCCGUCGGUGCACGGCAUCGCGUACUUGCAGUUUUCAGGUGACGACGAGAAGCCAGCCGCUCCCACACAAGUUGAGCAACUUGUAAGCUCAGUCGUGUCUUCGUUUUUUUCCUGAUCGAGCUUCAAGGAGAAGGCUGAAGAAACGGGCGUCAUGUUCGUCGCUACGGUACGUCAAAGGUGCGCAUCCAUUCCUUUGCUCUGAGAUGCUUCUGGUGCUCUGUUUUCAUGAUUCAUAGUAUAAGAUCAAAGGACGUAGAGCAAGAAGAAUGGAAGAGCGCCCGCCUGUGGUUGCCUAUUAUACCACUCUAAAUCGCUAUGAUUUUCUUUUCCUUCUUUGAACCAUCACGGAAAAAAAUUACGAAAAGCAUUUCAUCCCGUACGAAAGCGAAGUGUGCUUUCUCAUAAUUUCGAGUUCUGCUGUUAUUUUGAGCUGUGGGGGCUGCCGGAGUCUGAUUGUCAUUCUGACAGAAAUGAAUCAAUAAGGGUUGCUUAUGCCUGCUCCCUCGUCUCUGUUUCUGCAUGCGCGCUAGUAGUCUCUUGGAGUUAACUCUGUCCGCUUCUGUGAAACUGUUGUGGUGCCAUUAAUCGGAUGGCGAUUGCUCGAGCACCCAAUGCAACCAUGUAGUGUGUUCGAUCAUUAUUUGCACACAAAAAGACACACAUCCUUCGUUAUCCUUUUG